Messenger RNA from Dioscorea cayenensis subsp. rotundata (Guinea yam), 910 nucleotides. Its product is annotated as transcription factor MYB94-like. NCBI's taxonomy places the organism in Eukaryota, Viridiplantae, Streptophyta, Magnoliopsida, Dioscoreales, Dioscoreaceae. The transcript has 3 exons. The record is from RefSeq and is a predicted model, not a curated record. The coding region runs from base 72 to 887 and encodes 271 amino acids. Gene Ontology annotation, biological process: response to auxin.
CUCUCAAAAAACACAACCUCUACUUGUCAAGUUCAUAUACUUGUUUUGAGAAAUACGGAGAUUAGAAGAGGAUGGGUAGACCUCCAUGUUGUGACAAAGCAGGAGUGAAGAAAGGUCCUUGGACACCAGAAGAAGAUAUCAUGUUAGUUUCUUACAUCCAAGAUCAUGGCCCUGGGAAUUGGAGAAGUAUUCCUACAAACACUGGGUUGAAGAGAUGCAGUAAAAGUUGCAGACUUAGAUGGACUAAUUAUUUGAGGCCUGGGAUUAAACGUGGCAGUUUUAGUGAUCAAGAAGAGAAACUCAUUGUUCAUCUUCAAGCUCUUCUUGGAAAUAGGUGGGCAGCAAUAGCUUCUUAUCUCCCAGAGAGAACAGACAAUGAUAUCAAGAAUUAUUGGAACACACAUCUGAAGAAGAAGCUAAACAAGGUUCCAAAUCAUGGUAUUGAUAAAGGUAAAUGGGAGAGAAGUCUUCAGACUGACAUUAAAAUGGCAAAGCAAGCACUUCUUGAUGCUUUGAGUUUGGAUGAAGCACCAAACUGUGAACUUAACUCAGUGACUACUUAUAAUAACUCUUCUUCUUCUUCUUCCUCAUCAUCAUCAACAUCAACAACAGCAACAAAAACUUAUGCAGCAAAUGCUGAUAAUAUAUCAAGGCUGCUAGAAGGAUGGAUGAAGGAGAAGUCUGGUGUUUCUACUCAGAGUUCAACAACCAGUGCUAACACCAUGGCAAUGGAUUCUCCAUCCAGUGGAGGAACUGUGACCUUUGAGGCUGGUUUAAUGCCUUACUCUUUUCUUGAGACUUGGCUCUUUGAUGAGAAUGUUUCUGAGAAAGAAGAACAAGAUGCUUUUCUUGAUGUUUCUUUAGUUGAUAAUUCAGAAUUCUUUUGAAGAAUGAAUGAAAAUUACAAGCU